AUGGUGGCAUUAGAGUUGAAAAAAGUUAUUCAAGGAAUAGCUGAUUUCACUGGGAUUUGGCCUCCAGUUUCACAUUUGUUUACCAUUGAAAAUUGUGUUGAAAGUGUUCCAAUAGUACUAUAUAACUUUUUAUGUCUUUUUCUUGGUUUUUCUGAUGAACCCUAUCUUUAUAAUCAACGUCAUUCUAUUACAACACCACUUAUGCUUAAAGUUAUUUCUAUUGCACAAGAGCUUAUUUAUGUUGCAUUAAAAGGGCGAACCAAUACUUACAAACAUCUUGCACUCGGUAUGACAGUCAGACAACUUACUGGAUCCAGCAAGCUUAUUGACAUUUUAAAUGGAUUUGGUCACUGUGUAUCAAGUUCAACUGUCAUUCGUCACGAAUCUGCGUUAGCAGCAUUAAAUGUGAUGGUUAAUACCAUUGUUCCAUGUAAUGUAGCAAAAAAAAAGUUCACAACUCUAGUAUAUGAUAAUGCUGAUUUUCUUGAAGAAACUCUCUCUGGAUCUGGAACAACUCAUGUUACUCAUGGAAUUUGCAUUCAGGAAAAAUACAAUUGCAAUUUUAGCAACUCUAUCCAAGUUGGCAGAAUAUUAAAAACUGUUCCAUUGCCAAAACAAGUGGUUCAACCAUAUCAUUUAGGAAAAAAACCAUCAUUUAGUGUUCCAUAUGAUAGCCAAAAUUAUUUAACUCAAAAUAAUAUAUUUGAUUUGACACCUUCCACAAAUGUCAAAGAACAAUUGAAUUUUAUUAACUAUGAUCUGGCCUACUGUUUUAUCAAGUUGCCAACUAUAAGCUCAGAAAUUCUACCUUCACGGACAGGUUUAAACACUAUAAUGUCUGAUAAAAAUAUGCUAACUACUAUUGCUUACUUACCAGUUAUUGAUACACCUGUAACUGAAAUAUCAACUAUCAAUGAAAUUUUGAAGCAAGCACUCACAAUUGCUAACACGCUUGAACUAGCACAUAUUGUGUUGGUUUUUGAUGAAGCUGUCUACUCAAAAAUACAGUUAGUUAGGUGGAAGACUGAAGAAUACUUAAGCCGUAUCGUAGUACGUCUUGGUGAUUUCCAUAUGUUAAUGUCAUAUUGUAGUGGAAUCUCAAAAAUUUAUGCUGAUGCAGGAAUGCAGGAUAUAUUUAUUGAAUCUGGGUUUGUGGCAUCUGGUUCCAUUAACGGAGUCCUAUCAGGGAAACAUUACAAUCUAUCUGUGCGUUGUCAUAAAACAUUGUAUGAAGCACUUUAACGCCUCUGCUUUCAAUCAUUUUUGGAUUCCUUGGUGAACGAGGAAAAUUGUGAUAUCAUUGAAUUUUUGUCUGCUAUGAGAGAAUGUAUUGUUAAAGAAAAUGAUGACUUUUAUUAUCACAAUUAUAAGGAUUAUAUUGAGAGCCAGAAGUUUGAGAAUCUGUGUCAACGGUACAAAGAUUUUGUUGAUGUACAGUGCCAAGAAAAUGCCACAUUCAACUUUUGAUAUAAUUACAUAGAUAUGAUACAAAUUUUGCUUUUACAUAUACAAGCUACGCGCACUAGAGAUUGGGCGUUACAUUUAUCAGCUGUUAGAUCGAUGCUCCCAUGGUUUUUCAUUACAGAUAGAGUUAAUUAUGCGCGAUAUGCUACUUCUUACUGGGUGGAAAUGAAGAGAUUAGCAAUAACUCAUCCAGCUGUUAAUGAUGAAAUUCACAAUAACUGGACUUCUCAACGACAGGAACAAUAUGGAUUUUCUAGAAUUGCAUGUGACCAGACAAUUGAGCAAACUUUUAAUAGGGAUUCGAAAACACAAGGAGGCAUUGUUGGGUUUACUCGAAAUUGAUCAGCUGUUCAUCGUUGGAUCAUGGCUCAACAUCAACGCUGUGCUAUAUUUAAACAAUGUGAAAUCAUUUGGGGUAGUAUAUCUCAUACACGGCAGAGGAAAGACCUUGGCGUUAGUCGGAUCAAAAAGGACGAAAAUGCUAUUCUUGAUGUUCUAUCAACAAAUAAAACCAUGACAAACCCAUUUGAUUUCGAAACUAGUGUCCUUCUUCAUUUAUCUACAGGAGCAGUUGCAACUGUUCCACUGACUACAGAUAUGAGAAACAUGUUGUGUACAGGCGAAGCGAAAGUUGUAUAAUUUAUUAACACCAGAAUACUAUCAAGUGAACAGGAUUUACACUCAUCCAUUCCUAAAUCAAAAAUUGUAAAAUUUUCCAGUAUGUUAAAAAAGUAUUCAGCUAAAACCUCAAAUGGAGACUUAGUUACAGUAAAAAACACAAAAGAUUUGUUUGGAAAACUAAUUCUACUUGUUUAAUCCAGAAAUGUUGAGAUGAGAGAAAAUUUAAAGUAUCUUCUUUGUCCAUAUCCAAUGCCUUUUGCUACAACAACUGGUGGCUUAGUAAAAACACAAAAGAGCAAAUUAAUCAGUUUAAUUGAAACUCCAGUUGUUGAUGCUAUAGUAGAUAAUGUUGAAAAAGG
Hydra vulgaris (swiftwater hydra) is the source of this 2444-nucleotide messenger RNA. RefSeq lists its product as uncharacterized. NCBI's taxonomy places the organism in Eukaryota, Metazoa, Cnidaria, Hydrozoa, Anthoathecata, Hydridae. The record is from RefSeq and is a predicted model, not a curated record.